ACAAUAAGGGCCCGCCUUAGUCCGGCCCGCCCUGGGCCACCGGUACCCUUGAACCCGCCCCUGCUGUUCUGUCUCUGGGCAAAUUCCAGGCUCUCUGGCUCGCGAGCCAAAGGCGCGGCGGGGCGAGCCAUGAACCGAAUGGGCGCUCUGGGCUCCGCGAGGCUGCGGUUGGCGCUGCUGGGGACGCGGGCGGCACUCCCUGGCCUCGGCUCGUACGGGGCCAGAGCCAAGGCGGCGAUCCCCUCCGCCCUCCCUGCGGCCCAGGCGGCUGAGGCUCCCGGAACCGGGCCUGGAGAUCGGAGGCUGCGGAGCCUGGACGAGCUUUCAGGGCCAGGGCAGCUGCGCCUCUUAUUCCAGCUGUUGGUGCAAGGCUACGUUCUGCAUUUGCACCAGCUCCAGGUGCUGACCAAGGCCAAGUACGGCCCAAUAUGGAUAAACCGAGUAGGGCCUCAGAUGCACGUGCACCUGGCCAGCGCCCCACUGCUGGAGCAAGUGAUGCGCCAAGAGGGCAAGUACCCAGUGCGGGACGACAUGAAACUAUGGAAGGAGCACCGGGACCAGCAAGGCCUGUCCUAUGGGCCCUUCACCACGAUGGGAGAGCAGUGGUACCGGUUGCGCCAGACUCUGAACCAGCGGAUGCUGAAGCCAGCCGAGGCUGCGCUCUACACGGAUGCUCUGAAUGAGGUGAUCGAUGACUUCAUGGAUCAACUGAAACAGCUGCGGGCGGAGAGUGCCUCGGGGGACCACGUGCCUGACAUCGCUCACCAAUUCUACUUCUUUGCCUUGGAAGCUAUUUCCUACAUCCUAUUUGAGAAACGUAUUGGCUGCCUGGAGCGCUCCAUCCCCAAGGACACUGAGACUUUCGUCAGAUCUGUCGGGCUCAUGUUCCACAACUCUCUCUUUGCCACCUUCCUCCCCAAGUGGACUCGUCCCCUGCUGCCCUUCUGGAAGCGGUACCUGGAUGGCUGGAAUACCAUAUUCUCUUUUGGAAAGAAGCUGAUUGAUCAGAAAUUGGAGGAGAUGGAGGCCCAGCUGAAGACAGGGAAUCCAGAGAAGACCCAGAUAUCUGGUUAUCUGCAUUUCCUGCUGACCAGCGGACAGCUCAGUCCUCGUGAGGCUGAGGGCAGCCUGCCCGAGCUACUCUUGGCUGGAGUAGACACGACAUCCAACACGCUGACGUGGGCCCUGUACCAUCUUUCAAAGAACCCAGAGAUCCAGGCGGCCUUGCAUAAGGAAGUGGUGGGCGUGGUGCCUGCUGGGCAGGUGCCCCAGCACAAGGACUUAGCCCGCAUGCCCCUGCUCAAAGCUGUGCUUAAGGAGACCCUGCGUCUCUAUCCUGUGGUCCCUGUGAACUCCCGAGUUGUCGUGGACAAGGAAAUUGAAGUUGGUGGCUUCCUCUUUCCCAAGAACACCCAGUUUGUGCUGUGCCACUACGUGGUUUCCCGGGACCCUGACAUCUACCCUGAGCCUGACAGCUUCCAGCCCCAGCGUUGGCUAAGGAAGAACCAGCCUGAUGCCCUCAAAACCCAGCACCCUUUUGGCUCUGUGCCCUUUGGCUAUGGGGUUCGGGCUUGCCUGGGCCGCAGGAUUGCAGAGCUGGAGAUGCAGCUGCUGCUGACAAGGCUGAUCCAGCAGUAUGAGGUGGUCCUGGCCCCUGAGACGGGGGAGGUGACGAGUGUGGCUCGCAUUGUUCUGGUUCCCAACAAGAAGGUGGGCCUGCUUUUCCUGCAGAGACAGAGCUGAGCUGAGCCCUUGCUUCCCCACUUUCCGGGCACACAAAGAUGGAGAGAAAGCACAUACCAGGCGCCAGAGGUUGGAGAACCUCAGGGUGCUUCCUGCAGAACCUGAGCUUUUGCUACUUUGUAUCAUGUUGAGCAUCUCUCUCAAAUGAAAGGCUGCUGCCAUGGCACAUUGCUAACCUUGAGGGAAAAUACU
Budorcas taxicolor (takin) is the source of this 1935-nucleotide messenger RNA. Its product is annotated as sterol 26-hydroxylase, mitochondrial. The record is from RefSeq and is a predicted model, not a curated record. The transcript has 9 exons. Bases 130 to 1743 code for a protein of 537 amino acids. Gene Ontology annotation, cellular component: mitochondrial inner membrane. NCBI's taxonomy places the organism in Eukaryota, Metazoa, Chordata, Mammalia, Artiodactyla, Bovidae. Gene Ontology annotation, molecular function: heme binding; oxidoreductase activity, acting on paired donors, with incorporation or reduction of molecular oxygen; iron ion binding. Gene Ontology annotation, biological process: glucocorticoid biosynthetic process; cellular response to peptide hormone stimulus; cortisol metabolic process.